Messenger RNA from Tupaia belangeri chinensis (Chinese tree shrew), 2111 nucleotides. It is a transcript of the gene OGN, whose product is annotated as osteoglycin. Gene Ontology annotation, cellular component: extracellular matrix. Gene Ontology annotation, biological process: articular cartilage development; bone development. The record is from RefSeq and is a predicted model, not a curated record. Gene Ontology annotation, molecular function: protein binding. The transcript has 7 exons. Bases 353 to 1234 code for a protein of 293 amino acids. NCBI's taxonomy places the organism in Eukaryota, Metazoa, Chordata, Mammalia, Scandentia, Tupaiidae.
AGUCAGUGCUGCAGACCGAGUGCAGCAGUGCAGUCUGAAGCAGAGAGCUCUGGUUCAACAGUUCUCUACAACCCACUGCAUCUCACCCUAGAGGAGGAAUGCUGGCAAGGAUCUCGACCACAUGCAAAGUGCUCUUAAAGCUGUUGGGCCCUGAUAUUUUAUUCAGCAGUUUGAAAUCAAUCCACAGCUUUCCUCAUUCACCCUCCCACUUGGGGCCAAUGCAGGGGCAUGAACAUCUAUUGAGGAAAACCACAAAAAACUUCAGAACAGCUACCACGGGGAAAAUCGAGUUUGGUCCCACCACCAGCAGGCCGCGAGUGUGCUGCCGUGCGGUCACCUGGAUUCCUGCACAAUGAAGAUUCUGUAUUCUGCGCUUUUCCUGCUCCUGGUUGUGCCUCAGGCAGAGUCGGCACCCCGGGCUCAGCAGGGCUCCCGCGUUACCACUGAUUAUGGAACAGACGAUUUUGAAGAAACCAUAUUUAGCCAAGAUUAUGAGGAUGGAAAAAAUAUUAAGGAAAAAAGAAAGAUGGUAAUACCUGGCGAGAAAAGUCUUCGAUUACAAAAAGAUGAGAGUGUAACACCGCCCCUGAAGAAAGAAAAUGAUGAAAUGCCCACAUGCCUGCUGUGUGUGUGUCUAAGUGGCUCUGUGUACUGUGAGGAAGUGGACAUCGAAGCCGUGCCCCCUCUGCCCAAGGAAUCAGCCUAUCUUUAUGCACGAUUCAACAAAAUUAAAAAGCUGACUGCCAAAGAUUUUGCAGACAUUCCUAAUUUAAGAAGACUCGAUUUUACGGGAAAUUUGAUAGAAGAUAUAGAAGAUGGUACAUUUUCAAAACUUUCUUUGUUAGAAGAACUUUCACUGGCUGAAAAUCAACUACUGAAACUCCCAGUUCUUCCUCCCAAGCUUACUUUAUUUAAUGCAAAACACAACAAAAUCAAGAGUAGAGGAAUCAAAGCAAAUGCAUUUAAAAAACUGAGUAAUCUCUCCUUCCUCUACCUGGACCACAACGCCCUGGAGUCGGUGCCUCUUCACUUACCAGAGAGUCUGCGCGUGAUCCAUCUUCAGUUUAACAACAUAACUUCAAUUACAGAUGAUACAUUUUGCAAGGCUAAUGACACUCGCUAUAUUCGAGACCGGGUGGAGGAAAUACGGCUGGAGGGCAACCCCAUCAUCCUCGGGAAGCACCCGAACAGCUUUAUCUGCUUAAAAAGAUUACCCAUUGGGUCAUACUUUUAACCACUGUCACAGCACAAAUGAAGGUAGAUACACACUUAGAAUCUUUCUACACAAUGUUUAAAGAAGUGUAAGCAUUGAUUUAAUCUUAACUUUGUAACCCAUUAUGAAGUAAUUAUAUAUUCAAAGCAAGGAUGUUACAAACUCUUACAUAUAACAAGUAAAACAUAACAUUGACUUUCUAAGCUCAAAACAGGUGAUGUGUAAAUAUUUAAGCAGCAUUGCACUAUUUUUCUAACUACACUAGACUGCCAUUUAAGAGGUAUGUCUCUGCCACGUCCUGCCCAGAGUUGAGGUGUAUUAUUCCCACUGCCCAUGAAGUCCAGUCCCCUUCACACGUCUGUUUCCUCGGCAUUUACUGUAUCUCAAACUCAGUUAAGGCAGAUGCUCCAAAAACUUUGAAAAACAAAAUAUUUCUAGUAAUCUCUCAUUUUUCUUUUAGGACUCAUACACUAUUCACUACAAAGUAGAAACUUUGUUUUCUUUCUAUCAAGGCAGCUAUUUUAUGAUAUUUUCAUUUAGCCUGAAGAAUAGGGUAUAGUCUCAUAGGUAGGCAAAACUUUCCAAAUAAAAUAAAAAUUUACUUUCUCUGAUAAAGAGCUGAUAUCGAAAUGUUCUGCUACUCUGCUUUGUGAUCACAUAGUUAAGUCUUUAGUAAAAUAGCAAGACAUCUUCUUUUAUCUAAAUAUUAGGUAUGUUCAUCAUAAAACAUUUAAAAAAGUCAAGCAGGGAAAAACCAGUAUGCUUCUAAGAAAAAUAUACAAAAGGCCUUCCAGUUUCUCACAACGAAUAGCCAUAAAUCCUGUACAGCCUCUAAAAACUGAGAUCACUGAAAAAUAGUUUCUUUUUACACGAUAGGAAUAAGACUGUCAUCAAUAAA